GCACGUGACCAGACAUGUAAUGCAGCAGUAUAUAAACUCAGCAACAAUGUGGCAGCUCUACAUACAAAGACACACACAAAGACAGUCUUUGCAGAAUGAGGGUUUUGCUUGUUGUUAGCGCUCUCGUGGCUCUAACCAGUGCUGCCAGCAUCUCUCUGGAACACCUGGAGUUUCAUGCCUGGAAGCUGAAGUUUGGUAAGAUCUAUAAGUCUGUGGAAGAGGAGUCUCAGCAUAUGAAUACAUGGCUCGAAAAUCGCAAACUGGUCCUGGUACACAACAUGUUGGCUGACCAGGGCAUUAAGAGCUACAGACUUGGCAUGAACUAUUUUGCAGAUAUGAGUAACCAGGAGUACAGAGAGUCUGUGUUUAAGGGCUGCCUGGGAUCCUUCAACAGCACUAAGAGGGACAGUGCAGUUACAUUCCUCCGACAGGCAGGAGGAGCUGUUCUGCCAGAUACGGUGGACUGGAGGGUCAAGGGCUAUGUGACUGAGGUUAAGGACCAGAAGAAUUGUGGCUCUUGCUGGGCCUUCAGUGCGACAGGGGCACUGGAGGGUCAGACAUUCAGGAAAACUGCUAAACUGGUGUCACUCAGUGAGCAGCAGCUGGUAGACUGCUCUUGGGUAGUUGGUAACAUGGGCUGUGAAGGAGGCUGGAUGGACACGGCCUUUGAAUAUGUGAAAGAAAAUGGAGGACUGGACACAGAGUACUCUUACCCCUAUGAGGCCGAGGAUAGGUUUUGCAGAUAUAAUCCAGCCACUGUUGGAGCAAUCUGCAAUGGCUAUGUGGACAUAUGGUAUGAAGAUGAGAAUGCUUUGCAGGAAGCUGUGGCCACCAUCGGACCCAUUUCUGUCGCCAUAGAUGCAGGCCACAUAUCCUUCCAGCUCUAUGAAUCAGGUGUCUAUGAUGAACCUGACUGUAGCAGCACUGAGCUUGAUCAUGGGGUCCUAGCUGUUGGUUAUGGCACAGAUUAUGGACAGGAUUUCUGGCUGGUCAAGAACAGCUGGGGCCUAAACUGGGGUAAUAAUGGCUAUAUCAAGAUGUCAAGGAACAAGGGCAACCAGUGUGGCAUUGCCACAAAAGCCAGCUAUCCUCUGGUUUAAAGUUGUGAACAAUAAAGGAUAAUAAUUAUGAGACAGGCAGGAGAAAACCAAUAUCUUCGUGAAUAACUAAAGAGGAUGCUGCAGUCUGCAGAAUGACUUCAUGACUUGAUCAUCAACAGGAAUUUUUUCCAGGAAUCACAACCUCGCAUUUCUAUACAAAUACAGUACCAAGUGUCAAUACCUCAAACUAAUCUGUAAUUUCUAUGGGAUGGUGGAAAAUAUGGCAUAAAAAUGUAAAAAAAAAUAAAAUAAAAUAAAUGUGAAUUUAAUUAAAACUGUUUUAUAAUGUAUAAUAGUGUGGUCAUGAUGUUUGUUAGUAAUAAAUGAAAAUGAGCGAACCACUGCAAGGGAAUAGAUGCUCAUAAAAUAUACAGUGGCACUGGCAUAAAUUUUUUAGCAUAAAAUUUGGUCACUUCCGGUUUUAAAUAGGAUUUCAAUGUACAAUGAUGAGCCUGUAAUCUGUGAUGUUAAAAUUUUUCAUAUUUGAUGUACUUCUGCAGAUAGAUAAUAGCAAAGUGUCUGUAAUUGCCACUAUAAAUAGUAUAAAUAAAGGAAACAGAAGAGCCUAGGAGAGCAUUGAGUGAGGAUAGUCACUUUAAUGUAUACUUACAUGUAAAAAUAAAUCUGCUGCUUAGCUAUUUUAUCUGUAAGGAUAAAAUAAAAACUACAGCUUUGGGAACCUCUGGCCAAAUUACAUAUUUUUUAUUUUUAUUUUUGAAGUAGAAUUUUUGUAAAUGAAAAAGAAGUAAACACAACCACAGCAGCAACCUACUAAAAAGG
Ictalurus punctatus (channel catfish) is the source of this 1880-nucleotide messenger RNA. It is a transcript of the gene catl, whose product is annotated as cathepsin L. Gene Ontology annotation, molecular function: cysteine-type endopeptidase activity. The transcript has 9 exons. Gene Ontology annotation, biological process: immune response. Gene Ontology annotation, cellular component: lysosome. NCBI's taxonomy places the organism in Eukaryota, Metazoa, Chordata, Actinopteri, Siluriformes, Ictaluridae. Bases 96 to 1100 code for a protein of 334 amino acids. The record is from RefSeq and is a predicted model, not a curated record.